Molecule: messenger RNA, 1215 nt
Organism: Penicillium subrubescens
Lineage: Eukaryota; Fungi; Ascomycota; Eurotiomycetes; Eurotiales; Aspergillaceae
Product: RNA 3'-terminal phosphate cyclase-like protein
Exons: 1
Coding region: 1-1215 (404 amino acids)
Biological process (GO): ribosome biogenesis; endonucleolytic cleavage of tricistronic rRNA transcript (SSU-rRNA, 5.8S rRNA, LSU-rRNA)
Cellular component (GO): nucleolus
Molecular function (GO): RNA endonuclease activity
Source: RefSeq, a predicted model, not a curated record
AUGGCGACAACAUCCCAGGCCCCCCUGCGGUUUACCUCGCAUCACAACCUCGUUUAUCGCCUGGUCCUCUCAACCUUGACCGGCCGCACCGUACACAUCUCGCAAAUUCGCGCCUCCUCGCCCACGAACCCUGGUCUGGCGCCGCAUGAGAUUUCUUUCCUGCGCCUGCUCGAAGCUGUCACCAAUGGCUCCCAAAUGGAAAUCUCGUACACGGGUACUAUUCUUGUGUACAAGCCCGGCUUGGUCACUGGCAGUGCAAGCGGAGUUGGCGCCAGUGGCGGUGUAAUCAGACAUGAGCUUCCAUCAAACUGCAGUCGCGGAUUGAGCUACUUCUUGAUUCCUCUGUGCUUGUUGGCCCCAUUCUCCAAAGCGCCUCUGAAGGUCCUUUUCUCUGGACCCGGUGUGAUUACCUCCUCGACCCCGACAGGCGAUAUGUCUGUCGACAGCGUCCGCACCGCAAUCCUCCCGCUGUACAACCAAUUCGGCAUGUUCAACAACGUCGAACUGCGCAUCCUGAAGCGUUCCAACCCAGGACCCAAUGGCCGCGGUGGCGGUGGUGAGGUUCAGUUCACGUUUGGCCAUCAGAUUCGCCUACCAAAGACCCUACACCUUAUGAAUCCCGGCCGUAUAAAGCGCGUCCGCGGUGUCGCAUACUCGAUUGGUGUCUCCGGCUCCAACAACGCUCGCAUGAUCGAGUCCGCCCGUGGCAUCCUCAACCCCCUCAGCCCAGACACUUAUAUCUUCUCCGACGUCUCGUCUGCGCCUCUCAUCUCCGUUCCGGACAGGAACAACGCCAAUGCCAAGAAGAAGAUCGGUCUUGGAUUCGGUCUGUCCCUCGUUGCUGAGUCUUCCACCGGCUGCCUCUUCUCUGCCGACGUUGCCUCCCCACCCUCCGGCGGCGAAGCCCCCGAGGAUAUCGGCAAGAAGUGUGCUUUCCAGUUGCUCGAGACUAUCUCCAAGGGUGGCUGUGUACCCCCGGCUGCGGCUACGACUAUGUUGACCCUUAUGACUAUGGGCUCUGAGGAUGUCGGACGUCUCCAGGUUGGUCGGGAGGUUAUCGCCGACCCUAAUAUGAUCCAGCUUGCUCGUGAUCUGGCCAAAUUUGGUGCUCCGGGCUGGGGUAUCCGUGAUGCUGCUGGUGAGAACGAGGAUGGUGAUGUGAUUAUUAGCGUCGUUGGUCGUGGAAUUGGGAAUGUGGGCAGGAAGGUUGCUUAA